UUGUGAAAUUCCCCGCGUUCAGAUGAAGCUGUCUCUGAUCAGUGUAGCUGUCCUUGUGGCAUCUGCCAUGGCUACACCUGAGCCUCAACCGCUGCCGACCCCCGCGGCGACCAAGCCAGCCACCGUCGGCACCCUUGCACCUACCACCGUACUCCCUGACCUCAUCGAAGAAGAGACCCCUGCACCCACCACCACCACCGUUGCCCCUACUACUACUACUACCACCGUUGCACCUACUACCACUACAACAACCGUUGCACCUACUACUACUUUGACCCCUGAACCUACGACCACCGAAGCCCCGCUCCCUACUCCAGCUGCGACCAAGCCAGCAACGUCUGGCACGCCUGAACCUACUUACUCCAUCCGUGACAACGAAGAAGAUACUCCUGAACCUACGACUAGCAGCCCGGACAACAUUGUCGAAGUUACUACCGCUGCACCUACUACAACCACAACAACCGUUGCACCUACUACUACUGUGACUCCUGAACCUUCGACCACCGAAGCCCCGCUCCCUACACCAGCUGCGACCAAGCCGUCGGUUUCUGGCACGCCUGAACCUACUUACUCCAUCCGUGACAACGAAGAGGACACUCCUGAACCUACGACCAGCAGCCCGGAUAAUAUUGUCGAAGUUACUACCACUGCACCUAGUACUACUAGUAGUACUACUACCACCACCACCACCAUCCCUGUGGUCGUCGUCCCAGUACCCACUCCCGCCGUGACCAAACCAUCUCAAGCUGGCGGCACUCCAGCGCCAACCAUUGGCGCGUUGCCUGACUUGGAAGAAGAAGAACCAGUGAUCACCAACUCAACUACUUCGUCGAGUCAAGUCGAUGGCUCUUUGAACAGCGAUCGCGAAUGCACGGCAUCCGACUUGGCUGCCGCGGAUGCUGCGUCCUUUAGCUCGCCAUCGGCUAACAAGUGCGCCGUGGACAUGGAAGUAUCCAGUGCGUCCUUCAAGAACCCCCAAGUGAAGCCCACAUUGAGCCAGGUUCUCAAAUUCAAUGCGUCCGACAACUGCCGGGCGUUCUACGCUGACAAAACACAAGCGUACGAGGCCCAGCACUGCCGCCAAGAGAAGCAGCUGGCUCUGGUGGCAGGCCGCAAUGUAUCGUUUGACAUGGCUGUGACAGCGUUGAUCGUGGAAUCGUACCCCAAGGUGGGGACAAACUGCAGCAAAUGGGCUCUGUCUGCUGGCCUCGCGCUCAAGACGAGCUUUUACUCGUGCUUAGCUGGCACGGGGUUGUACUCGAGCAUCUUCAAACUGACCAAGUUACCGUCCACAAAGCAACUCAAGGCCAUCCAAGUCAACAAGAGAUGCCGCGACUUGUUCGCCGACAUCCAAUCGAUCAUCAAGAAGCAGCCGCAUUGUACGAUCGACGGCAACGGCGGCACGGACAUUCACGCAUAUGAACUCAUUCAGUUUGACCCGACGUUGGACUGGCUGCUCGUUGCUGCCAACGUUCGCGACGAACAAGCUAGUCAUGGCGCUGUCAACCUGAACGCUGUGCAAGAAGAACAAGUGAAUGGGACUGUGGGGUUGGUGUUGGCAGGGGUCGUCAUGAUGGCCAUGGUCGCGGUCGUGGUGGUGAAACGACGUCACCAACGACAGCUUCCGUCGGAAGAACGCAAGCGCCUCUUGCACGUGUAAACAUAUGAGGAUGAUGGGGAGCGUGUAGUAGUAGUAGUACUAGUAGUAGUAGUCGGUUGAAGGCUAGUACUACUCGAAGGAUUCAGUUUUUGUUCUCAAUUCCUACUACAGAAUAUAUAAAUGCAUAAAUAUACAGUACUAUUUGUACAAUGUGA
Aphanomyces astaci is the source of this 1815-nucleotide messenger RNA. RefSeq lists its product as hypothetical. Bases 23 to 1660 code for a protein of 545 amino acids. The record is from RefSeq and is a predicted model, not a curated record. Lineage: Eukaryota; Oomycota; Saprolegniomycetes; Saprolegniales; Verrucalvaceae. Gene Ontology annotation, cellular component: extracellular region. The transcript has a single exon.